Cherax quadricarinatus is the source of this 3745-nucleotide messenger RNA. It is a transcript of the gene spo, whose product is annotated as spook. Gene Ontology annotation, molecular function: oxidoreductase activity, acting on paired donors, with incorporation or reduction of molecular oxygen; monooxygenase activity; heme binding. NCBI's taxonomy places the organism in Eukaryota, Metazoa, Arthropoda, Malacostraca, Decapoda, Parastacidae. The record is from RefSeq and is a predicted model, not a curated record.
AAGUUCAGAACUGCUCGCAAAGAUGGUCUUCAUGUUAGCUCCAGCAACUAUUGUGUUAAUAAUUAUGGUUUUCGUGGCAGUAGCCGUACAAGAGACCGUUCGGCGACGAAGAAAGCAGAAUGACCAAACAUCCUCUUCGAAACCAAAGAGAAAUGACGACCUAGAGAUCGCCAGACCACCACUGCCACCUGGACCCACUCCAAUUCCCUUCCUUGGCAACUUGCAUACCCUCUCCAAAUAUAGUGAUUGUCCAUAUGAAGGUUUCUCAGCUUUAGGACAGAAGUAUGGACCCGUCUACUCUCUAUUAAUGGGCAGUAAUCCCGCCGUGGUUGUCGGCUCAUACGACACAAUCAAGGAGGUUCUCAUCACUAAGGCUAACAAGUUCGACGCACGCCCUGAUAUCCUACGAUUCGGAUUAUAUUUUGGUGGCAACCGCCAGCACUCCCUUGCUCUGUGUGACUGGAGCGAACACCAGAAGCGUCGCAUCACUCUGGCUCGCUCCUUCCUCAUGUUCCGUAACAACGACGCUUGCCUGAAGAUCUUCGAAGCCAAUGUUACUUCCGAGAUGCCAACCCUCACUAACCAGCUUGACACGAUGUUGAACACACCCAUCAAUGCCAAGGAAUUGCUGUCGUACUGCGCCAUGAACAUUUUCUGCGGCUACAUGUGCUCCAAGAAGUUUGAUUACAAGGAGCAAAGCUUCCAGCAGCUUGUCAAAAAUUUCGAUUUUAUAUUCAACGACAUCAACAAUGGGCAUCCCACAGAUUUCCUGCCAUCACUGGUUCCCUUCUUUGGUUCAUACUUGAAAAAGAUUAACAAGAAAACCUCAGCUAUCAGAGAGUACAUUCUGAACCAUAUAUGCAGAGAGAAGUACGCCAAUCUUAAGAAUGACCCAACAAACAUCAACGACCUUGUCGACGCAUGCUUCUCUAAUCUCCUGAAUGAAAAAUCAGAAGAAAAAUGGGAUUGGCAGACCAUUCUUUACAUAGUGGAGGAUCUCCUAGGUGGUUCAUCGGCUAUCGGCAACAUUGUCAUGAGGUUCCUGGGAUAUACCCUGCAACACCCUCAAGUUCUACACACACUACAAGCAGAGAUUGACGCCAAAAUUGGAAGGGAACGAGCCCCAACUCUAAACGACAGACACAACAUGUUAUAUAGUCAAGCAGUACUUUAUGAAGUGUUAAGACUCACUUCAUCUCCUAUUGUACCACACGUAGCAAGCGAAGAUGCAACCAUUGGAGAUUACUUUGUGGAGAAGGGCUCAAUCAUCUUUGUGAACAACUUCGAAAUGAACAGCUCCCCUGAUCUGUGGGAUGAACCCCAAAAAUUCCAGCCAGAAAGAUUCAUCGUAGACGGUUGCCUAAAGAAGCCUGCUCACUUCAUCCCCUUCAGCACAGGGAAGCGGGCUUGUGUAGGCUCAAAGGUAGUCACCAACAUCACCUUCAUCGUCAUCACCACCCUGCUGCAAAGAUACAACAUCGCUAUCCCUGAAGGCGUUAAGCCAGAUCUCCCAAGAGGAAAGAUCUCCCUAGAAUGGGACGCUUAUGAUCUUGUAUUCACGCAACGUAAGUGAGCCGAAUAUUAUUUUAACUUAUUCAUAUAAAGGAGAAAAUAUAACUGCAUUCCUCAUAAGUCAAAAAGGAUCAAAUAUAGUAAUUCUGAGACUAUUACAAAAUGCACAAGUUAAAUUUUAGGUAAUUGUUUAAAUAAAAAAAAGUCAUAUUCCUCCAUGAUAAAUACUCACUAUUAAGAUACUCAUGAACUCGAUGACACAAAUGCACUUUGGUUACCUUCAUUUGCAUUGGAAAUUAAAUUCAUAAACAUACAGUGCAAAAUAAAUAAUUUUUGAACUGUGAAACGAAACCUGUUUACGGAUUUAAAUACUUGCCAUUAUAUAUUGGAGUUACAAGAAUAUACAUACAUAACCCUGUGAAAGUUCGGUAUUUUAAUAUAAGUAUGAAUCAUAUGUUUUAAGAUUACUGGGUGAUUUAUUAGGAUUAAAGCCUAUCGACUACACGAGGGUUAUUAAGGCUGCGUGUCACUUGUACAUCACCAGUCACUAAUACUUUAAUUCCCAAAAUAGGGAUUAAAGCAAACUCUCAGCGUAUGUAUACCGAGAGAAAUAUGCACUGAGAGAUAAACAUCUUUCAGUGCAUAUAUCCUUGUGUGCUUAGUAUAAUCUUAUGUCCUAAAAACCAUAACACUGACUACCUAAGACUUCAAAUUUCGUCCAGAUAUCGACUUUUCCUCCCUUAAACUCCUUUGUGCAUUGUUCCAUACACAGAAUGGAUAUUUGUGCAUCUAUUAAGGCUUUGUUUUGCUUUGGGAAAUACAAAGCUACUAAGAAUUUGUAUGGGAGAAAUAGUAUUUGGAUGGGUAUAACAAUACGUCUAACACUGUAGAUGUAAGGGGAAAAAUAUCCAAUACCAUUUGUAACUUUUUAAGUUCUUAGAAACAUACACACAUUGUGUAUACUUUCACAUACACAAAUUGUUUCAUCUAUAACAUCAAUUCCUUUUCAAGAGGUAGAAACAGCCCACCUACCAUUAUUCCCAAAUUAAAAUUAUUAAAAUUCAAACAUUAAUGCGAAAACAAUACUAGGUGUGCGUUUCUUGAGCAGUGGAAAAAUGUUGCAGGGUAAAAUUUCUCCUUGCCCCGCAGGUAGGUGUGGCUUGACGAAGUGUCCAAUUUUAGGGGUUCACUUGAAUAAACAACUCAUACUGACUGUAUAUCCUUGAAAAUUAUAUCGUGGGAGUAUUUUCAGCGGCUGUUGGUCUCACCUAGUCCCUUUUAUUGUUAAUUGUGACGAAGCAAGCAAUUUUGAGUUGUUGAAUGUAAUUUGAUCUAUAAGAGACAAGUGCUUCCCUACACUGCAAGUUGCUUACUCCGCCCCAUAUUUAUUAUGUUAUUGGUAAUAUUUUUGGCAAAUAAAGUCACUGGAAGAUAUGUAGCUCAGUUGUUAAUUUUUUUACAGUUUUAGACAUUGUAUUUUUCCAGUGACUUUAGUUUGGCAUUUGUGUAAAUGUUUUUGUAAGUGCUCUCAUGUUACAUUUUACCUGGUGCUGCAGGUUAUAAUUUUCCUCAAUUAUUUAUAUUAAAUGAUCGAGUGAUUUUUCCCAUGACAAUAUUUAAUUACUAGUAGUUAGUGAGGUUUGAAACUUAGGUUGCGAAAGUAAGUCGCUCGACCCUAUGGGGCCAUACAGCAAAUGGGGAAUGGGAGGUAAUAAGGUUUAAUCCGAGGAAGGCGAGGACAGCAUGAAUUCCUUAGAUCGAGAGUUCUUCGCCGGCAUCAAGGUAUCCCUCCCCCAUCCUUGUGUAACUAGUGGGUCAGCGGUGAGCCGCCCUAACAAGUUUUGAUCUCCUUGUGUAUAUUCUGGUCGAUCAUUUUUUUUUCAUGUAUGUUCUCAUGUUCUCUUCAUCCCGAUGGAGACCAUUCAAUACCCAUUUAUGUACCCACAUUUACUGUAUUUAUUUUUGCAUCUCUUGUGUAUCACUUCAUCAAUGUUUUGUGCUUUAUACUGAAACUCAAUAAAAUAAAAUAAAUUAGAAGUUGGCAUUUCCUUCGGUUUUACCUUGACAGAAAAAAUACAGGAAAAGGCUGUUACAGUCUUAGGAUUAAAUUCAAUACCUAAUUAUAAUUAUUAUUAUUCACAUGAAAACAACUUUUCAAGGUUCACAUAGCGCCUGGGGACAAGGAGGAUAUUUGGUUUCAUACGAGAAAAAUGAUAGCUCUAAUUCCUUGGAU